Messenger RNA from Lathyrus sativus (Indian pea), 1443 nucleotides. The record is from the annotation of a GenBank genome assembly. NCBI's taxonomy places the organism in Eukaryota, Viridiplantae, Streptophyta, Magnoliopsida, Fabales, Fabaceae.
AUGGCUCACUUCAAUGCAAUUCUUGGAUACUCAUCUCCAGCUACUGCUAUUGCUCCUACCACGCAUGCAAGAGAACACGUGCUUCAUCACCGGUUCUGCAAGGCAAAGACUUCAUCAUUCAAAGAGUUGAGAUCAUCAAGAUCAGGUGUUGGCGCUGCAGCUAAACCUCAAGUUGUGAAAGCAAUUCUGCAUAAAGAUGUAGAAAUUUCUGACACCAAGAAGGUUGAUGGACUCAAAGGUAAAUUGGAUAAGGUUGUUCUGGCUUACAGCGGUGGCUUAGACACAUCGGUUGUUGUCCCCUGGCUGAGAGAGAACUAUGGUUGCGAAGUCGUUUGCUUCACUGCUGAUCUAGGCCAAGGUGCAAGUGAGUUCGAAGGUUUAGAAGAGAAGGCAAAAGCUAGUGGAGCUUCUCAGUUAGUGGUGAAAGACUUGAAGGAGGAAUUUGUUAGGGAUUAUUUAUUCCCUUGCUUACGCGCUGGCGCGAUUUAUGAGAGGAAGUAUUUGCUUGGAACCGCAGCAGCUCGCCCUGUUAUUGCAAAGGCUAUGGUGGAUCUUGCGAGUGAAGUUGGAGCUGAUGCGGUCUCGCAUGGUUGUACCGGGAAAGGAAAUGAUCAGAUUCGGUUCGAGCUUUCAUUUUUCGCUCUGAAUCCCAAGUUAAAUGUUGUGGCUCCGUGGAGAGAGUGGGAUAUUAAAGGAAGAGAAGAUUGUAUUGAGUACGCUAAGAAGCAUAACGUACCGGUUCCUGUAACGAAAAAAUCUAUAUAUAGCCGUGACAGGAACAUUUGGCACUUAACUCAUGAAGGCGAUGAUUUGGAAGAUCCGGCCAAUGAGCCUAAAAAGGACAUGUACAUGCUGACCACUGACCCCGAGGAUGCUCCAAAUCAACCAGAAUACGUGGAGGUUGGAUUUGAGUCGGGCAUUCCCGUGUCAGUGAACGGGAAGAGGCUUUCACCGGGAAAUUUGCUUGCUGAGCUAAAUGAGAUAGGUGCAAGGCAUGGAAUAGGCCGUGUGGACACAGUUGAAAACCGCAUUGUAGGCUUGAAGUGCCGAGGAGUUAAUGAAACUCCUGGUGGCACCAUUCUAUACACAGCAGCAAAAGACUUGGAGAGUUUAACUCUUGAUCGCGAAACACUUCAGCUUAAAGACUCGCUAGCACUUAAAUAUGCAGAGCUGGUGUAUGCUGGAAAGUGGUUCGACCCACUUCGGGAAUCAUUGGAUGCAUUCAUGGAGAAGAUCUCAGCGACUACAACAGGUUCAGUGACGCUGAAACUGUAUAAGGGUAAUGCUUUUGUGACAAGUAGGAAGAGUCCUUAUAGUUUAUAUAGGAAAGAUAUCGCUUCGUUUGAAGACGGGGAGAUAUAUAAUCACGCCGAUGCUGUUGGGUUUAUAAGGCUUUAUGGUCUUCCAAUGAGAAUCAGAGCAAUGAUGGAACAAGGCAUUUAA